Messenger RNA from Teleopsis dalmanni, 2131 nucleotides. RefSeq names its product histone-lysine N-methyltransferase, H3 lysine-79 specific-like. The transcript is spliced from 3 exons. The record is from RefSeq and is a predicted model, not a curated record. The coding region runs from base 117 to 1847 and encodes 576 amino acids. NCBI's taxonomy places the organism in Eukaryota, Metazoa, Arthropoda, Insecta, Diptera, Diopsidae.
GCUCUUGUAGAACAUAAAGACAAAUUGACUUUGUUUGACGAAGAUAAACAGUUCGUACACGCUCACAUGCUCUAUGCAAAUUUCGCUAGUUUUGAAUAUAAAGUGUUAGAUACAGUAUGAGUAACGAAGAAGCAAGCCCCUCAAAAAACUACCCACCCACACCCAGUAGUAAUGAUGAAGCGAUUACGACGAGUUCCGAAUCGGAAGUAUUUGAAACCUGGACAUUAGUAACGGAUAAAAAGAAGACUAAAGAAAAAUCUCCCAAACCUGCAACUACAAUCAAAACGACAGAAAAUGAAAAUAAUCGCGUAGAAGAUUUGGAUAAACUGGAUGAAGUGUCGGAGAAGGGCGAGGUUAAGCAUAAAGUUGUGGAGGAGGAACAUCAAAAAAUACCUAAACCUGAACACGAUUCCAGCACAGAUGAUCUAUCGGAUGGUAUAUCAGUAAUUAGUGAAAGUGAGAGCGCUGGACGUAUAUCUCCAAAUCCUUAUCUACGCGAACAACUUAGUAAUUUGAAUUUGAAAUUUGCCACUGGUGUUGAUUUUGGCACUGUUCGACCACAAUUAACACCACCAAAUUCACCACUUUUGCCAACAGUGGUCAACUUUGAAAAUCAGUUGAGACAACGCUCUUCAAGUAAUGACUCCAAUACUGAAGAAAUAGGUAAUAAAAAUGCUGUGGAACCAUUGAAAGGUGAUAUAAUGACAAUAAUACAGAAUCAUCCAAUUGUAAGACGUGGUCUGACAGUUAUGUUUUAUGUUGGCGUUGCUUUGGCCUUGCUGGCAUUUGUUGGUAAGUUACGUAAUCCGGAAUGGCCACCCCUGCAAUCUGAUAAAUCCAUUGCACAAUUGCAGCAAAAAUUUACUGAUUUGGAGUUGCAAAAUAAUUUAAUGCGUGCUGAAAUUGAUUUACUUACAAAACAAGUCAAUUAUUUAAGCAAUGUUAAUGAUAAAACUGGUAAUGGCAGAGACGGACAGCACCAAAAUUAUAAACGAAAUGGUGCUGGGCAAAUGGAAACCAAAAGUAAAAACUUCAGAGUGUGGCAAGAAAAUGAUGGCAAGGUUGAAAAUGUCGAAAUUAGUGAAGACGACUUAAAACGUCCAUAUAAAUGCAGAGAUGGUAAAUUUGUUGAAACUCCAGACAAUUGUGUAGAAACACAAGCAAGUGGAAAACCAUCAAUGAAACAAAAUGGUGAUACGAUGAAUGAUCUGCCGGAGAACUCAAAUAAGUUUAAAUCUUUUAAAAAUUCCGCAGAAAGACUUGAUGGUUUAAAGAAGAAGAGCGUUUUUGUUGAAAAAAGAGAAACUGAGCAAUUUCCUAACGUAGACACACAAAAAGCUAAUAAUAAUAAUCCGGAAAAUGACAAUUUUAAUGGAAAUAGCCAAGAAUGGCGCAGGAAACAAAUGGAACGUCGAGAUGAUUAUAGAAAGAAUGAAAAUUUUUCAGAAAAGCAGAGAAAAUCUGUAGACAAUUCUAGAGAACGUGACAGUCGAGAAAGCAAUGAAAAGCAUAAUAAAUCUCAAUUUCAUAAGCGCAGAGGAAGUCAUGAGGCUUACGAUGAUCAUGAUGACGACGAUGAUUCAGACGAACGUUUCGGAAAGCGCUCAUUUAAGCACGAUAAAAGUGAAAUCAACGAUAAUAAUCACAAAUACAAUAAACAACGUCGCUAUAAAGGAUCAUCUGGCGAACGUCACAAUAAAGACGAUAGUGACUGGCAUGACAAACUUAUGCAUCAUCGUGAAAAUGCUAGGAGACAAAAUGAACAUCAGUUUAAUGAAAAAAAUUGGUACAUUAAGCGUGGCGACAGUCGCGAACGAAUACGAGUGGGAGAAAUGGGCUUUAGGUAAAAAUACUUUUUAUUUUGAAUUAAAAUAUUUAAUGUGUUGAAAACCCCAAAACCAAAAAAACAAAAAAAAUAUAUAUAAAACAAAAAUGUUAUAUUAUUUGUUAGUUAAUGUCCUAUGCAAACCCAAAAUAUUGUGUUAUUGCGAUUUUUACUUCUAUUGUAACCUUAAUUUUAAUUUGAAUUCAUAUAUGACGUUUCAACUUUUAAUAGGUUGGAUAUAAUAUAAAAUUAAACAAUUCUGUUGUGAUAAUAAAAAAGGUUUUUCAUUUUUAUUCUGUAUUAUAA